AUGAAUAUGACAGUUAAGCUAAUAAGAAAAUCAAAAAAAUACAAUCUAUGCAAUAAAACUGAUAAGGAUUAAAGUAAUAAUGACUAAAGAAGAAAUUAAUAGUAAGCCAAUUGUUCACAUAAACCAAAUUCAAAUUGUGAAAACUAAAUGAAUGAUGUCAACUCAUCCCUCAUGAGUAGUUAAGACCAUAGUUGUAUGAUUUUUUGACAUAUUAAGCAGUUGGUGAUAUAACUGAAAAUUUAGAUGGCGUUUAUUCGCAUAAAUUGAAGAUUAAAAAUGAUUAAUGGUUAACCAAAGCUUCUAAAGAAUCAAGAAAUAAAUUAAUACGCUAUACAGUGAAGAGAGAAAAGGAUUUAAAAAGAAAAAAAUAAAAAAACAGGGCAAAAGAAUUUUCAUUAGAAGAAGAUCAAAGAUUAUUAAACUAUGUAUUAAAGAGGGGACCUAAAUUUCACAAGUUUUCUAGAUAUUUUCCAGGAAAGACUACAAAUAUGUUAAAGAAUAGAUAUUAUAAAUCACUAAGAUUUAUUUGGGAUCAAGUUCUUGGAAAGUAAUUUAUUUAUUUAUCAUUUUUAGUGAAUAUUAAAAUUUGAAUGAAGCAUCAGAAGAGCUUAUACCUUAGAUAAAUCAAGAAUCCUACAUGCCGAUGUUUGAUGAAUUAAUCUAACUGAAACUUUUUCCUGAAGCUGAAGACUUAUUGUCUAAUUUUAUUGGAACUUUGUCUUAAACAUUCAGCGAAAUUUAAGCUAGUUUUAUAGAGGACUACAAUUGA
Messenger RNA from Paramecium sonneborni, 769 nucleotides. NCBI's taxonomy places the organism in Eukaryota, Ciliophora, Oligohymenophorea, Peniculida, Parameciidae. The record is from the annotation of a GenBank genome assembly.